GAUAGAUAGAGUAAAAGCCCCCCCAAAACGGUUUGACAAGUCGGUUGCUGUUGCAUGCUGGGUACGAGACUUGGAUUUCUACGUGGCAUCGCUCUGUUUCCGGUAGCGUCGACGACGUUCCGGGUUUGGGUGGAUCUUUCCACACGGAUUGGCGUUUUGUAGACUUUAGUGAUAAGAGCUGAGUAUGGCGCAGAACUACCAGCAACCCCAGCAACCCCAGCCGACGUACCAGGACUACAUCCAACAGAAUGAGGAUCGGGACGGGAUUCGGCUGAGCUGGAAUGUGUGGCCGUCCAGCCGCCUGGAGGCCACCAGGAUGGUCGUUCCUCUGGGAUGCCUUUUCACCCCCAUGAAGGAACGUCCCGACCUCCCACCUAUCCAGUAUGAUCCAGUGCUGUGUGGCAGGGCAACGUGCAGGGCAGUACUCAACCCAUAUUGCCAAGUGGACUUCAGAGCCAAGCUUUGGGCAUGUAAUUUCUGCUACCAGAGAAACCCAUUCCCACCUCAGUAUGCAGGCAUCUCUGAGCAGCACCAGCCAGCAGAGCUUAUCCCACAGUUCUCUACCAUUGAGUAUACCCUUCAGGAUGUGCCGAGAGUCCCUGCCAUGCCCCUAAUCUACCUGAUAGUCCUGGACACCUGCAUGGACGAUGAAGACCUCCAGGCCCUGAAGGAGUCCCUCCAGAUGUCCCUCAGCCUCCUGCCUCCUAAUGCCCUGAUUGGUCUCAUCACCUUUGGGAAGAUGAUCCAGGUGCAUGAGCUGGGCUGUGAAGGAUGCUCCAAGAGCUACGUCUUCAGGGGCACCAAGGACCUUACUGCUAAACAGAUACAGGAGAUGCUGGGGAUAGGGAAGCUGUCUCCCCAGGGUGGUCAGCAGGGCCGGGGUCCCCAGGGCCCACAGCCUGGGCAGCCACAGACCCCCAUGAACAGGAAAGAUGAGAAAAAUACUGAGCCUGAACCAAAAAACUGGUGGUUCCUGCAGCCUGUGCACAAGUGUGACAUGAGCCUGACUGACCUGUUAGGGGAGCUGCAGAGAGACCCCUGGCCUGUGGCACAGGGCAAGCGGCCGCUCAGGUCCACUGGGGUGGCCCUGUCUAUCGCUGUAGGACUUUUGGAGUGCACAUAUCCCAACACGGGCGCUCGCAUCAUGCUGUUCAUGGGAGGCCCGCCCACCCAGGGACCUGGCAUGGUCGUCGACAAUGACCUCAAGAACCCCAUCAGGUCUCACCAUGACCUUGAGAAGGACAAUGUCAAGUACAUGAAGAAGGCCUCCAAGCACUUUGAUGCACUGGCCACGAGAGCUGCCGAGAAUGGCCAUGUCAUAGACAUCUACGCCUGUGCCCUGGACCAAACAGGCCUGCAUGAGAUGAAGUACUGCUGUAACUACACAGGGGGCUACAUGGUGAUGGGUGAUUCCUUCAACACUUCACUCUUCAAGCAGACGUUCCAGAGAGUGUUUUCCAAGGACAGGAAGGGAGAGUUCCAAAUGUCUUUUGGAGGAACGGUUGAAGUCAAGACCUCCCGAGAACUGAAGGUGCAGGGAGCCCUGGGACCUUGUGUGUCAACAAACCUCAAAAGUGCCUGUGUCUCUGAAAAUGAGAUCGGCAGGGGAGGGACAUGUCAGUGGAAGAUGUGUGGCUUUGACCCCACAACUACACUGGCCUUCUUCUUUGAAGUAGUCAACCAGCACAAUGCACCCAUCCCGCAGGGUGGGCGUGGCUGUGUGCAGUUCAUCACCCAGUACCAACACUCCAGUGGACAGAGAAGGGUCCGGGUCACCACUGUCGCCAGGAACUGGGCGGAUGCUGCCACCAACAUCCAGCACAUUGCGGCAGGGUUCGACCAGGAGUGUGCCGCUGUGCUGAUGGCUCGACUGGCAGUCCACAGGAGUGAUACAGAUGAAGGACCAGAUGUGCUGAGAUGGUUGGAUAGGAGCCUGAUCAGACUGUGUCAGAAAUUUGGGGAGUACAGCAAGGAGGACCCCAACUCCUUCAGAUUCUCCGAGAACUUCUCCCUCUAUCCGCAGUUCAUGUUCCACAUGAGGCGUUCCCAGUUCCUGCAAGUGUUCAACAACAGUCCGGACGAGUCAGCGUACUACAGGUACCAGCUGAACAGGCAGGACCUGACCAACUGUCUCAUCAUGAUCCAGCCCCUCCUGUACGCUUACUCCUUCCAGGGACCCCCAGAGCCUGUGUUGCUGGACAGCAGCAGUAUCCUGCCUGAUCGCAUCCUGCUGAUGGACACCUUCUUCCAGGUCCUCAUCUACCACGGAGAGACCAUCACGGCCUGGAAGGAGGCAGGUUAUGACAAGUCAGACGACCACGAGAACUUCCGUCAGCUGCUGCAGGCACCUGUGACGGACGCAGAGGACAUGCUGGCCAGGCGCUUCCCUCUGCCACGUUACAUUGAGACGCAGUCUGGUGGCAGUCAGGCUCGAUUCUUGCUGACCAAAGUCAAUCCAUCGCAGACUCACAACAACAUGUACCAAUGGGGACCGGGUUACACGGAUGGUGGAGCACCUGUGCUGACAGAUGACGUCAGUCUGCAGAUCUUCAUGGAUCACCUGAAGAAGCUGGCUGUCUCAAGCUCGUCUUAGGAUCCUCUGUGGGGGAGAUGGGAAGGAGUUGAUAGCAAAAGGCUGCUGUCUAUAAGAUAACCACUAAUGUGGUCUGAUUUGGCAAGUAAGGACUUCUGUGUACCAUACUGUGAAACAGGCUAUCUCAGUCUGGACUUAGAACUCUUUGGGAAGGAAAAAGGGGGAUUUUUUUUCUUCUUGGCCUGACCGUUCUGUAAUACAUGUAUUGGCAAAGUCAUUUAGUUAGGCCAUGAAAGAUUUUCUGUAUUAUAAAUUCCAUACACUAUAUUAUUCAGCACUUGUGGCUGCAAGUUAACUUAAAUUGUAACUGCUCCUAUGUGUAUUGAAUAUGAUGAUCUGUUAAGUGUUCAACAAGAAUCUACUAAUAUGUAAUUGGGUAAACAUGUAGUCAUGGGAGACAAUAGCAACGAGCAUACACAACACUUUGACUGAACUGAACUAAGCACAUGGACAGAACUAAUGGAGUUGGUCUCUUGAUAAGUUGGAACUUUAAGUUUGUAAGUUUGUUGUCAAUACUAGUACUGUGUUUAACUUGAAACUUCUGUACUGCCUGUAUUUAUCUGUUUGGACUUCUGCCCAAUUUAGUCAAUAUCAUUAAUUCAUUACAUGUACAAGAAAGAAUAUGCUUGUGACAUGGAAGGGUAUACAGACAACACAACAUCAUUUCAUGUGCAUUUGUCAUUAGGGAUUUGUCUGAAACAAAAUGUAUUGUUAAACUGUAUGCAAUGCAGAAAGUACCAGAAAUUGUGAAUAAUAUGUUAUGCAAAAGAUGCCAUAUAGAAAGGAAGUAGUAGCUAUGUAUGAGUUAAGGCUGCUUCUUCCUGUGGAUGUAAGCUCGUACCACAGUACAGGAUUUCACACUGGAAGUAACGUCCUACGAACCAUUGUUGUACAUUGUACCAUCAGUCUGCUUGUAAGCUAGCUACAGUGUUAUUCCCUCAGCAACAGCCUGUCCUUCUGUCCUGUGUGUAAGUUGAGGAUCCUAAAUGUUAAUCCGCAACUGCUCCACAGAGCUACAUGUGCUCUGAAAGCUAGUUACCUUAUGUCUGUCCAUAUAACACACAGAGCAGUGAUGGUGUGUUACUGUAUACAUGUAGGUCAACACUGUGACCAGUCUCAUGUCUUUUAUCAGUAAAUUUCAUGU
Messenger RNA from Branchiostoma floridae (Florida lancelet), 3737 nucleotides. Its product is annotated as protein transport protein Sec23A-like. Gene Ontology annotation, molecular function: GTPase activator activity; zinc ion binding. The record is from RefSeq and is a predicted model, not a curated record. NCBI's taxonomy places the organism in Eukaryota, Metazoa, Chordata, Leptocardii, Amphioxiformes, Branchiostomatidae. Gene Ontology annotation, biological process: COPII-coated vesicle budding; intracellular protein transport; COPII-coated vesicle cargo loading. Gene Ontology annotation, cellular component: endoplasmic reticulum exit site; COPII vesicle coat.